Molecule: messenger RNA, 1179 nt
Organism: Plasmodium gallinaceum
Lineage: Eukaryota; Apicomplexa; Aconoidasida; Haemosporida; Plasmodiidae
Product: 26S proteasome AAA-ATPase subunit RPT3, putative
Exons: 2
Coding region: 1-1179 (392 amino acids)
Biological process (GO): proteasome-mediated ubiquitin-dependent protein catabolic process
Cellular component (GO): proteasome regulatory particle, base subcomplex
Molecular function (GO): ATP hydrolysis activity; proteasome-activating activity; ATP binding
Source: RefSeq, a predicted model, not a curated record
AUGGAAAGCUUUAAUAAAAAUACCGUAGAAGAAGAUUACUAUUUAAAGUUGAAAAAUUUAAAAAAACAAAUUGAUAUUUUAAAUAUUCAAGAAGAAUAUAUCAAAGAGGAGCAUAAAAAUUUGAAAAGAGAAUUAAUAAGAUCAAAAAAUGAAAUAAAAAGAAUACAAAGUGUCCCAUUAAUAAUAGGUCAAUUUUUAGAUAUUAUAGACAAUAAUUAUGGAAUAGUUAGUAGUACUGCAGGUUCUAAUUAUUAUGUAAGAAUAUUAUCAACAUUAAACAAGGAGGAUCUUAAACCAUCAGUAAGUGUAGCAUUGCAUAGACAUAGUCAUUCAAUAGUAAAUAUUUUACCAUCAGAAUCAGAUAGUAGUAUACAAUUAUUACAAGUAACAGAAAAACCAAAUGUUAAAUAUACAGAUUUAGGUGGUUUAGAUACACAAAAACAAGAGAUGAAAGAGGCAGUUGAAUUACCAUUAACAUGUCCUGAAUUAUAUGAAAAAAUAGGUAUAGAACCACCUAUGGGAAUAUUAAUUUAUGGUCCACCUGGUACUGGAAAAACAAUGUUAGUUAAAGCCGUUGCUAAUGAGACAAAAGUUACUUUUAUAGGAGUUGUUGGUUCAGAAUUUGUCCAAAAAUAUUUAGGAGAAGGACCAAGAAUGGUUCGUGAUGUUUUUAGGUUAGCAAGAGAAAAUUCACCAUCAAUUAUUUUUAUUGAUGAAGUUGAUGCAAUUGCUACGAAAAGAUUUGAUGCGCAAACAGGUGCUGAUAGAGAAGUUCAAAGAAUACUAUUAGAAUUAUUAAAUCAAAUGGAUGGUUUUGACAAAUCAACAAAUGUUAAAGUUAUUAUGGCUACUAAUAGAGCUGAUACAUUAGAUCCAGCAUUACUGAGACCAGGAAGAUUAGAUAGAAAAAUAGAAUUUCCCUUACCAGAUAGAAAACAAAAAAGGUUAAUUUUUCAAACUAUUAUUAGUAAAAUGAAUGUUAGUAGUGACGUUAAUAUUGAAAAUUUUGUAGUCAGAACUGAUAAAAUUAGUGCAGCUGAUAUUGCUGCUAUAGCACAAGAAGCUGGUAUGCAAGCCAUUAGAAAAAAUCGUUAUAUUAUCACUGCUAAUGAUUUUGAACAGGGUUAUAGAACUCAUGUUAGAAAACAAUUAAGAGAUUAUGAAUUUUAUAAUAUAUAA